UUGUUGCCGGACCAGUUCGGACUUGGCACGGUUUCCACGCCCGCGGACGACGCCGUCGGUGCCCCGUUGAUUGGGACAAGAACGAGAUGAAGAUCCUGUACGUCACGGACGUCGAGGGCAACUGGGAAUACUUUCUCCGCUUCGUCCGCACCGUUGCAACGAGUCCCCAUUCCGCCGGCGCGCUCUCGCUAGUCGACGGCCGCUUGGUCCUUCAACCGGGAUACAUCUUUGUCUUCGGUGGCGAUGUUGGAGACAAAGGCAACGGCACGCUUCGACUCGUCCAUCUUCUCGUGGACGCCAAGCAACGAUAUCCCGAUCGCGUGGUGCUGAUUGCAGGCAAUCGAGAUGUCAACAAAAUGCGGUGGACGUCCGAGUUUACCGACGCCGAGAUGAACUUGGCCACGAUGGACCCAGGUAUAAAAGACGGUCCGCAUUGGAUCCCCGAAGCCAGUCGCAAGCAUUUGGGCAUUGUGCCUUAUCUGACCCAGUUGCUCGACGCCCAGGCUGCAACUACAGCUCCCGUCACCGAGGUCGACUUGACUUCCGUCAACACCCCUGUCAAUCGAAUCAAAUGGAUCCUUGCGUGCACGAUGGGAUCCGACGGCGAUUUCGAACGUCGGCGCUCGGAACUCGCGUUCCUGCGUGGAUGCGCGGCCGACGAAUCGAUCUCGGACGACGACGUGCUGCGCUCGUUUCGGUCGAGUGUGGACGACGGCGGGAUCGUGCGGACGUACCUCAAGCUGUGUGUGUUGGGCAUCGCCCUGGGGUCGACUCUGAUCGUCCAUGGCGGCGUCUUCGCAGCCAAAGACGACGGUGUGCGUUGCUGCCUUGGCCGCGUGCCGCCCGUGGAUUCGCACACGUCGUACGCAGAAUGGGUGGCGGCUAUCGAUGCGUCGGGCCCAGUUAUCGAUGCGACCGUCGACGUCGGUCGCUGGAUGGACGAGCUCAAUGCAUGGUAUCGUGCCCAACUCCACGAGUGGGAGCGGUUUCCGACGUGGAAUGCUGACCACACGUUUCGAGGCGGUGAAAACCUCCAGCACUACGUCAACACUGGCGCGGCGUACAGUGUGAUUGCGGGCCGCCACCUCGAGCCGUCUGGAAUGCCCAAGCUCAUGCCCCAGAAGCUGACGGACGUGCUGUGGGCGCAGGGGUAUCGCCGCAUGUUGGUGGGCCACACGCCGCACGGUAACACGCCGACCAUCGUCAAGCAUCGCGUGACGCGAAACCAUCCACCGCCGGGUGUGUUUCAAGUCGUGAUGUGCGACACCAGCUAUAGCGACACACGUGCCCCCGACAUGCGCGGCCGGUGCACGUCGAUCGUUGUUGUCGACCACCCAACGGCGAGCCAGGACACGGCCGCCUGGCGUCGCGGCGAUGACGAUCGUGCGCAUCUCUGGAUCGAAGGCCAUUUGGACCUGUCGCAGCCACCACUCGUUCUCGAUGAAGUGUAUGGGUUUUGCCCGGAACACGAUCUCUUUGUCGGCCACGUCGUCGCACAUACGGGCGAGUGGGUCAAAGCUCCGCUAGCCAACGACCGCUACUUGGUCUGCGCUGUCACGAACGCCCACACGUACACGUACGCGGUCAAGUCAACGGCCGAACUCGCACGGUUCGCAGCGCCCACCACGGGCGUCCAGCGACUCGAGUGAAAUCGCCGCCUUCGCGAUCGACGGCGUCGACUUGAUUCCAUGCGUCCCCACGGCGUUGCUCGAGGAAGCAACUUCAAAGGCGCGGCACACAGCAUGGCGCGGCUUCGCACGCUAGACAGUCAUACGCGUCACAUGUUUGAAUCGAGGAUGGCCACCCGAUGGCCCGCUUCACACAAUCGCCAACAAAUACCAAAUGGCUUGCAUUGACCCAAA
Molecule: messenger RNA, 1862 nt
Organism: Aphanomyces invadans
Lineage: Eukaryota; Oomycota; Saprolegniomycetes; Saprolegniales; Verrucalvaceae
Exons: 5
Coding region: 87-1649 (520 amino acids)
Molecular function (GO): hydrolase activity
Source: RefSeq, a predicted model, not a curated record